Messenger RNA from Cuculus canorus (common cuckoo), 2766 nucleotides. RefSeq names its product inhibitory synaptic factor family member 2B (gene INSYN2B). NCBI's taxonomy places the organism in Eukaryota, Metazoa, Chordata, Aves, Cuculiformes, Cuculidae. The record is from RefSeq and is a predicted model, not a curated record. Gene Ontology annotation, biological process: inhibitory postsynaptic potential. The coding region runs from base 987 to 2639 and encodes 550 amino acids. Gene Ontology annotation, cellular component: postsynaptic density. The transcript has 4 exons.
UUUGUGCUGCCUUUUUUUAUUUAUUUAUUCCUACGUGAACGGACUCAACGCACUUCUUGCACAUAAACGGUGAAAAUGACAAUAUAAAGGACCUAUUUCACCUUAUUUUGGAGUAUAUUAGCGCAAGUGAGAGGCUUGCCUACUUUUUAAGAUUAAGAAGACACAUUUUCUGCAGGUAAACCUAAAGCUUUCAGGAAACACUUCUUGUUACUCCCCAUUUGCUGGCGAUUCAGUCUGGAUCACUCUUCCGGUGCCAAAGUAUGUACAGAACAUCCUCAAACGAAACCGGCACUUGGAUAUGACUGCCCGUGUGUUUGCAAGAACUGAAGUAACAACCACACAUCAAUAAGUUCUCUUACUGAAACCCACUGGACGCUGUAUUUUUGCCCGCUCACAAGUGUUUACGUUUUGCUUAACCAUUUGGGAAGAUGAGUCUUAUUCACAACAUUAAAAAGAUGGUUGAAGAGAAAAUCUCUCUAAAGAAAGCAAUUGAGUUUGGUGUUAAUGGGUGUAUUCCAACAAUAAAGCUAUGCAUCAGAAAUGAAAACACCCCCAAAAGUCACUAUGCUUGUUGGUGAGACAACCUGAAAACAAAACAUAUGUGACUGUUACAUCAUUAAAAAAAAGCUGGACCACAAAUGAAGAGCUGACUGUCAAAUAAGAGCCAUAAGGAAAGCCACAGACUCAACCUUACCUUUAAAUUAGUAAGCAUAAUGGCUUGUUGCAAUUUUGUAAGACAAAGAUCGAGUUAGCUUCAUAACACAAGGAAUCUGCAUUCCCUAGCUACAAGAAACCUUCCCUUCAGAUUUAUAUUUAAUUUAUCUCAGUGUUUGGUCUAAUCAGCAAUUAAAUUUGAAAGAGCAUCCUUAAAGCGAGCAUGUCAGUCAAAAGAACACAUAAUAACAACGACAAGAAUGAAAAGCGUAGCUUCUUCAGGAGUAAAGUAUUUAUUCACCUCUUGGGAACACUCUUAACAUACGUUUCAAAUGACAAAUGAAAUGGGUCGCAGAGAAACACGUUACUUACAGACUCUAAAUUGUGAUUCAAUGGCCCAGCAAAACAUGAAAAUGCGCCCAGUGCUACUGAAAAGGAACAGUCUGGAUUCAGCCGAUUUUAUGAGACAGCCACAGCACCGCAGGACCAAAUCCCAGCAAGUUCGAUUCAAGGAUGAUGGUGUGCACACAGAGACGGAACUGGAUACUAAUCCUGCCCAAGACAUAGCAUUCACAACUGGGAAAACAGAAAUAUUUAGGGAUCACAAUUUUUUGCUCCAUUGGUCUCCAUCUUUUCCAAGGGCUCAGAAGGGGCUUCGGAAUAUUGCCAUACAAACAUCUCCCAGCCUCAGGAAACACUACCCUCUUUUUAAAAAGAAAAAGCUGGCAGCAAGCAAAUCGUUAACAGAAAUGCCAAGCGAGCCUGCAAAUUCUGUCCAAAUAAAUGGUGACGUCUCUGAACAAGACAUUAUGUCCUCAGAUCUCUGUUACUUAAGAAUAACUGAUCAUUUGGAAGACGGAUAUAGGAAUAGUGAGGUGGACGGUAAGUUAAGUGAGAGACCGUCAAAAGCACAAAGUAAUGGACCUAACCACUCAGAUGAUUUCUCAGUAUCAGAGAAGACAACUGUUUCUACACAGGUGCCUGAAUACAUACACGUGAGCUUUCCACAAGAAGUGGAAAACGGCAGUGUUUCCAUGGAUGCACCAGACACAGCCACGAAUUUAAGUAAUUCACUACAUUCUCCUACUGUCAUAAAUAGCAAUGAAAGUAAUGAAAACAGCGCAUUGUCGUCUAAUUCCGAAAAAGCAUACCCUUGCCUAAGCAAUUCUACUGAUGGCAGUGAAUGUAACGCUCCUUCUGACUCUUGUGAAGCAGAUAAAAGUGAUUCCGGGCUGCCUGUAGCCAACGAAGAUACGAGCAGUAAGGAAACUACUCCAUUAUCACCUCCAUCAAAUCACAGUUCAUCUCCUUGCGGCCUCGGAGACUAUCAACAGGCAGGAGAGCACAAAGCAGAUUCCAACUGUGUGACAUUAACAAAUGAUGAUCACACAAUAAUGUCAUUGAGCAGCAGUAAUGCAUCAAAAUCCGUUCUGUCAUGUAAUACCGAAAUGGAGAAAAUAUCUGCCCAGUCAGAUAUUUCCCUGUGUAACAGCUGUUUAGAAGGAUUUCACAUAAAGCCUCAUCCUCCAAGGAAUGAAAUAAAACUGCAAACCAACAAAGAGAUUAGUGAAAUAAAUCAAAUUCAUUUGGCACAUGGCGAACUCUGUGCCCUACAAGGCAGGCUGCAGUCUGUAGAGGAAUCCUUGCAGUCGAACCAGGAGAAGAUUAAAAUCCUUUUGAAUGUUAUCCAAGACCUGGAAAAAUCCAGAGCCCUCAGUGAAGGGCGCAACUUCUAUCACACUGGUCAAGACCUCAACAACUGCAGCACCUGCCAGAACACCGCGUGUAUCAUUUACAGUGUAGAGUAUGACUUCAGACAACAAGAAGGAAGAUUUCAUCAGAUUUUGAAAGCACUGGAUCAAGCAGAGCAAAAUCCAGCACCAGCUUCACCUCAGAAGCCACCAACCGAUCAUCCAGCUCCAGAGAAAAAGGAGUUAAGAAGAAAAACAAAAAAAGUCAAAAGAAAAUGCUUCUGGUGGAUUUGACUUCCUUAAGGAUAUUCUCAAAUUUUAAAAGCCACCAGAACAGAAGGAGUUUUCAGAGCACACACCUGAAAAUGACCUAUUAUAAUAUAGCAAAGCUAAAAAGUGUUUAAUUAGAGCAUAAGAAAAA